Messenger RNA from Propithecus coquereli (Coquerel's sifaka), 1482 nucleotides. RefSeq names its product preferentially expressed antigen in melanoma (gene PRAME). The coding region runs from base 1 to 1482 and encodes 493 amino acids. Gene Ontology annotation, biological process: negative regulation of DNA-templated transcription; negative regulation of cell differentiation; positive regulation of cell population proliferation. The record is from RefSeq and is a predicted model, not a curated record. The transcript is spliced from 3 exons. Gene Ontology annotation, cellular component: cytoplasm. NCBI's taxonomy places the organism in Eukaryota, Metazoa, Chordata, Mammalia, Primates, Indriidae.
AUGAGCGGAUGGAUGAGCCCACCGAGCCUCCUGGAGCUGGCGGUGCAGAGCCUGGUCAGGGAUGAGGCCUUGGCCAUCGCUGCUCUGGAGGAGCUGCCCAAGGAGCUCUUCCCACCACUGUUCACGGUGGCCUUCUUCAGGAGACGCAGCGAGACCCUGAAGGCGAUGGUGCAGGCCUGGCCCUUCGCCUGCCUCCCUCUGGGGGCACUGAUGAAGGAAAAGCGGCCCACCCAAGAGAUCUUCCAAGCUGCGCUGGACGGGCUGGAUGGGCUUCUUGCCCAGGAGGUUCGCCCCAGGAGGUGGAAACUGCAAGUACUGGAUUUACGGAAGAACGCUCAUCAGGACUUCUGGACCGUGUGGUCCGGAACCAGGCUCGGUGUGUGCUCGUGGCUGGAGCCAGCUGCGGCCCAGCCCGUGAGGAAGAAGCAAAAAGUGAAUGCUUCAAGCACGGCGGCGGCGGAGCAGCCCUUGGCUCCCGUGGAGGUGUUCAUAGAUCUGUCCCUCAAGGCAGGCAACCAAGACGUAUUGCUCACCUCCCUCAUUGAGAAAGUGAAGCAGAGGAAAGGUUUGCUGCACCUGUGCUGUAAGAACCUGAAGAUAUUUGCGAUGCCCAUGCAGAAUAUUAAGAUGAUCCUGAGCAUGGUGCAGCUGGAGUCCAUCGAAGUUUUGGAAGUGAAUUGCACCUGGAAAUUGUCCACCCUGGGGAAGUUUUCUCCUCUGCUGGGCCAGAUGAGUAAUCUACAGCGACUCCUCCUCUCCCACAUCAACAUGUCCUCCACGUCCCCGGAGAAGGAAGAGCAGUGUGUCGCCCAGUUCACCUCUCAGUUCCAUUGUCUGCUCCACCUUGAGAAUCUCUACUUGGACUCUAUCUCCUUCCUCAAAGGCCGCCUGGACCAGGUGCUCAGGUGCCUGAAGAACCCUUUGGAGACCCUCUCGAUAACUAAUUGCCAGCUUUCAGAAUCCGACUUGACCUGUCUGUCCCAGAGUCCCAGCAUCAGUCAGCUGAAGGACCUGGGUCUGAGUGGCGUCAUCCUGACCGAUAUAAAUCCUGAGCCCCUCCAAGUUCUGCUGGAGAGAACCUCUGCCACCCUCCAGGACCUGGACUUAGAUGAGUGUGGGAUCAUGGACUCCCAGUUCGUCGUCAUCCUGCCUGCCCUGGGCCGCUGCUCCCAGCUUACGACCUUCAGCUUCUGCGGGAACCCCAUCUCCAUGGCCGUCCUGGAGAGCCUCCUGCACCACACCAUCGGGCUGAGCAAGCUCAGCCACGUGCUGUACCCCGCCCCGCUGGAGAGUUACGAGGACGUCCAAGGUACCCUCGACCUGGGCAGACUGGCCUACCUGCACGCCAAGCUGAAGCGGAUGCUGCACGAGUCAGGGCGGCCUGGCAUGGUCUGGUUCAGUGCCAACCCCUGUCCUCGCUGUGGGGACAGGACCUUCUAUGACCCGGAGCCCAUCCUGUGCCCCUGUUUCAUGCCUGUCUAG